AAGCUGGCAGGCUCACCCGGUACGGAGCCCCGCCUCCUGUACUUACUUCCCUUUAUACAUCCAUGACGGGUGGUAGCUGCAUCUAAGCUAGCAGAUUGGUCAAGGGAACAUUGGGAGUUGGUUGCAUUUCACUGACAAGUAGCUGGUCAUACAAUCAAGGUGCGAUCAUGACGACUAUGGACGACAGGAUUCUGGGGGAGAAGCUGCAAUACUAUUGCAGCAGCAGCGAGGAUGAAGGCAGCGAAAACGAGGAGGAGGAGGGACAGAAAAAAACCAUCCGGGACGCUAAUGUUGAGGAGCCGGAGAUAGAAUACAGCGCUGACGGCAGUGCUGUCAACACAGGACCAAAGGGAGUCAUCAAUGACUGGAGGAAGUACAAGCAGCUGGAGGUGGAGCAGAAACAGGAGCAGAAGAAAGAGAUGGAGAGGCUGAUCAAGAAACUGUCGAUGACCUGCCGCUCAGACCUCGACCAGGAUAAAGACAAAGAGAAAGACAAGGAGCUGCAGGACAAAAUCAAAGGCAAAAUGACCAUGCAGGAGUACAACAUGCUGCAGCAAGGAGAGGAUGACGAAGACUUCCUCCAGCAUUACCGCAUGCAGCGUAUUGAAGAGAUGCGGCGCCAGCUUUGCCGCGGCAAGCGCUUCGCUCAGGUCUACGAGCUGAACUGUGGAGAGGACUUCCUGGAGGCUCUGGACAAGGAGGACAAGAGCAUCCUGGUAGUGAUCCACAUCUAUGAGCCCGAAGUGCCGGGCUGCGAGUCCAUGAGCGGCAGCCUCAUGUGCCUGGCUCAGGAAUACCCGCUGGUGAAGUUCUGCAGCGUGCGCAGCUCGGCCAUCAGCACCAGCGCUCUGUUCAGAGACAGUGCUCUGCCCGCCCUGCUCGUCUACAAAGCAGGGGAGCUGAUCGGGAACUUCGUGCGGGUCACGGAUCAGUUGGGGGAAGACUUCUUUGCCGUGGAUCUGGAGUCCCUGCUGCAGGAGUACGGUCUGCUGCCCGACAAGCUGCCCAACAUCCAGAAAACCAUCCGCAAUGGAGCGAUCGUACAGACCAUCGUGAGCGACGAGGAUUCUGACCUGGAUAUAGACUAGAGCCAUAGUGGCUACGAUGCACUACUAGAGGAACAUGCGCACAGUCUGCAUGGACUAUAGAUAAUAUAAUGUAUGUGGACCCUGUAGUGAUGACGGGCCGAGCCAGGAUUGCCACGUUUCAACUCGCACAGCUACACAAAAGAAGCAUUGAAAAGUAAACGCACAGAAAACUAUAUCUGUUACCAACGAUUAGUCAAAUUUCUGAUUAGUCUGCUGUUAAUUAUCUCAAUUAAUCGGCUGGUUGAUAAAACCCAACCUAGAACAUGUCUUUAAAUGUCUUUCUUUGUCAGGUAAACCCACAUAUAUUCACUUCAGCGGCGUUUUCUACAAUUUUUGGCAUGAAUUAAACAAAAAAGUUGGAGGUAUCUAUUCUGGUGACCAAUUACUGCAUCUUUACACAGAAAACCACUGACCAAUCCAUGGUAACCAUAGGUUAUAAUUAAUCCUAGCAAUUGUUCGUAUCUAGGACUUAUUAUUCAUGCUGUGAAUGAUAUGGAUGUAAAUGUUUUGUUGCUGUGAAUGUCAACUAUUUAUUCAUUGUGGUAAAACACAUUCCCUGUUUUCCUUCAUGUGCAUCUUCAGCAUAUUAACUGUGUAGACUCACUCUGUAGAGCACCAACUGACUUUCGUUAAUUUUAUAACUUUUAUAUGUGCUAAUCAUUUCAAAUAGUGGGAAGAAUAAACAUGUUUGGACUCAC
Eleginops maclovinus (Patagonian blennie) is the source of this 1786-nucleotide messenger RNA. RefSeq names its product phosducin-like (gene pdcl). The record is from RefSeq and is a predicted model, not a curated record. The transcript has 4 exons. Gene Ontology annotation, biological process: regulation of G protein-coupled receptor signaling pathway; heterotrimeric G-protein complex assembly. Bases 168 to 1088 code for a protein of 306 amino acids. Gene Ontology annotation, cellular component: cytoplasm. Lineage: Eukaryota; Metazoa; Chordata; Actinopteri; Perciformes; Eleginopidae.